Messenger RNA from Colletotrichum navitas, 975 nucleotides. RefSeq lists its product as uncharacterized. The coding region runs from base 21 to 635 and encodes 204 amino acids. The transcript has a single exon. NCBI's taxonomy places the organism in Eukaryota, Fungi, Ascomycota, Sordariomycetes, Glomerellales, Glomerellaceae. The record is from RefSeq and is a predicted model, not a curated record.
CUCGGAUCCGCGCACGACGAAUGUUGGUGACGAUACCACCCCCUUCCUCCCUGGACUCCGGCUUUGGGCUCGACGAAUGCGAGCACGCCCUCUUCUCGAAAUUCACCUGCAACUACUACUGGGCAGGCGUCCUCCGUAACGCCCCGCUCCCGGCUCUGGAGAUCCAGAAUUGCAACCCCGCCAACCCUGGCGGCGUGCCCACGCUUCCUGGCAUGUAUGUCUUCGAAGGGACAGCUAGUCCUGAUAUCCACACAUUCUGGUAUGGCGCUCCCGCCGGCGCCGCCAACCAGACCGAGGAUGGCGUAAAAGCAGACGUCCUGGCGACGAUCGAGAGACUCCGCCGCGCGAAUGGCGCAGUGUGGCGUGAGGUCGAAAGUGCCGGUGAAGACGUUGAGUUCCUAGCCAUGGGCGACUUCAACCCGUUCGCGUGUAUGGUCAACGCGGCCGACAUCAAAGACGGCUUCUAUCGUCGCUUAUAUGAUUUGCAGGGCUACAGAAACACGUGGUGGACUGGAGCAGCUUGGCAUACGCAUGAUGCUAGUUUGCUACUGGAUUUCACACAGAAAGUUCUCGUCAACAUGACGGAAAAUGUUUCUUCAGAAAGCAACAAGACUGAAGGGACGGAAGAGUUGUGAAUUGACUUCCACCGGAUGCGCUGUUCAAGCGGUUUCCGCCAAGUACAUACCUACCUUGGCGUAAAGGAGAGCAAUUAGUUGUGUCGCUUGACUUGUCUCACAAGUCGAUCAAUGUAGGAGAGUUUUUGCCGAUGCAAUCCUUUAUUCCAAGUUUUAAUUAAUCUCGGUGUCAUGAAUCGGCUCGAAGUUUUGCUUGGUAACUUGAAAUGGCGAAAACUCGGCAACAGACGCGGUGACGUGAUAGGAAUCACGUUAAUACGCUUCGCAUUCGACUCUGACAGGGCUGAGUGCUAGAAUUCACAUUUACAGUUUAUUCAUAUAAUAUAUACAAUUCUACGCA